Emiliania huxleyi CCMP1516 is the source of this 830-nucleotide messenger RNA. RefSeq lists its product as hypothetical. The coding region runs from base 77 to 712 and encodes 211 amino acids. The record is from RefSeq and is a predicted model, not a curated record. The transcript is spliced from 3 exons. Lineage: Eukaryota; Haptophyta; Isochrysidales; Noelaerhabdaceae.
CCUCUUCGCCCUCUGCGCCUCAGUGGCUCUUGCCGGCCCGCCGCCACUACUCGCAGCGCGUGCGCCCUCGGUCGUCAUGGGCGGCAUGGAGCAGAAGCUACUCGCAGCGCGUGCGCCCUCGGUCGUCAUGGGCGGCAUGGAGCAGAAGCUCACGCCGCUCGCGUCGGGCAACCGCGUCUCGCUGCAGCUCAGUGGGCCCACCGCUUCUCUCGAGCCGCUCGCGCAAUCAUGCGUCGGCAUGGCCCGGUCAGCGGGCCUGACGGGCAUCGUCUACAGCCUCGAGCGGCUAGCCCGACUCGAGAUUGUCGCGGAGGGCGGCCGCGAACACCUCGACGCUCUCGUCGACCACGCGUCGGCGGCGGCGGAUGUCGAGUGCAAGGUCGAGUGGCAGGCCCCGGUUGGCGGCUACGACGAGGCGUUUCCGCUCGUGACCCUCCGCCCGCAGAUGUCGGCGGUGCUCGGCGUCCACGGCGACAAGCGCACGCUCGACUACUACACCCGCCACCUGCAGGUGGAGGCGGUCUUCAAUCGCGGCCUCAAGCUCGCGUCCGAGCGCAAGGACCCGACGCUCCUCUCGCUCCGCCUCUCCGGCGCGCCCGCGCGCUGGCCUCUCGCUGCGCCGCGCGGCGGGGCGAUUCGGCCCGCCUCAAGUCCUUCGUGCGGUGGGCGCAGCGCGGGCCUCCGCUCGAGCGCGCCGAACGCGUGGUGGUGACAUGGAGCUAGGCGCAGUCGCACGCGGUGGGGGUGGCCCCAGCCUCUUGCGACGACAUUAGAGGUGUUGUUCCCCGUUUCUCUCGAGUUACGGCGUCUUUGAUGAAAAGAAGGGUUUC